AGGGAGAGAGAGACCAGUCAACUGCCUGGCCAAGAGUCGUCCGCCUAUAAAGCACCUUCCUCCCGACCAGGAGAUCACCACCGCCUCUCUCUUUUGUUCUUCACUUUUCUUUUUCUCAGCUAGCUCUGAGAGAGGUAGGGAAAGAGAGGCAGCAGAGACCUUCAUCUUCCGAGAGAGAAACGGGGUACCCAUCAUCGGGAAUGGCACACUCGGCCACUUACAGGUCGCUGCUCCUACUCUGCAUUGUGGGUAGCCUCAUUUGCGCCUCCUCUGCACAGACCUGCAGGUCGCAGAAUUUUGCCAACAAGAACUUUCAGACCUGCGUCGACCUCCCUGUCCUCAACGCCUUCCUCCACUGGACAUACUUCCCUUCCAAUGGUACCGUCGACAUCGCCUACAGGGCCACCCCUUCUGUCGCCGGCGGCUGGGUCGCCUGGGCCAUCAAUCCCACCGGCACGCGCAUGCUCGGCUCACAGGCCAUCGUGGGCUACCUCGUCUCCGGCACCGUCAACGUCAUAACCACCAGCGUCAACAGCUACACACCCUCCAUGCAGAACGGGAGCCUGAGCUUCACCGUCUCCAACCUCGCCGGCGAGUCCUCCGGCAACGACAUCAUUCUUUUUGCGACCUUGAGCCUGCCGAGCAACAGUUCUACCCUGAAUCAGGUGUGGCAGAGCGGUCCCAUGUCUGGUACGACUCACUCCCCACAUUCUACCACCGGUGCGAACGUUCAGUCGAUGAGGACCCUGGAUCUCCUCUCCGGUCAGAGCACGUCCACCGGCGGCGGGGAUUCCAAGACCCGGAGAAAAAACGUGCAUGGAAUUCUGAACGCAGUGAGUUGGGGUAUCCUGAUGCCCACCGGCGUCAUAAUCGCGAGGUACAUGAGAGUGUUCAAGUCUGCGGAUCCGGCAUGGUUUUACCUCCAUGUGACGUGCCAAUUCUCCGCGUACGUUGUCGGCGUUGCUGGGUGGGGAACUGGCAUGAAACUCGGAAGUGAAUCUCCGGGCAUCCAGCAGACUUUUCACAGGAACAUUGGCAUCACUCUCUUCUGUCUCGGAACACUUCAGGUUUUUGCUCUGUUUCUGAGACCCCAGAAGGAUCACAAGUACCGCAUCUACUGGAACGUCUACCACCAUUCUGUUGGUUACGCAGCCAUCAUCUUGAGCAUUAUUAAUGUCUUUAAAGGGUUCGACAUUCUUAAACCAGAGAAGAAAUGGAAACACGCAUACAUCGGGAUCCUUAUUGCUUUGGGCGCCAUUGUUGUUGUCUUAGAGACCUUCACGUGGAUUGUAGUGCUGAGGAGGAGAUCAAGAAGCUCGGAGAAGUCGCACCACGGUGCAAAUGGAACAAAUGGAUAUGGUGCGACUCCUUCUGUAUAGAGAUGGAUUGAUUCGAUUCAGUGUGCCCGCUGCAGAGCUUGUUUUAUUUUAUUCAGCAUGAUGAUUCUUUCUUUCAUUCCUUCGCUUUUUUGGAUUGUAGUUUUAGAUGAAAUUAUAGCCUUGUAUGUAGAAACAGUUGUGUUAUGUUUGGACAGUGGUCAGUUUCCUUCUUGUAAUGAGAGAGUUUGAUACAGGAUUGCAUGGCGUUUGAGUUU
This is a messenger RNA of Nymphaea colorata (pocket water lily), 1594 nucleotides long. Its product is annotated as cytochrome b561 and DOMON domain-containing protein At5g47530-like. The record is from RefSeq and is a predicted model, not a curated record. The coding region runs from base 201 to 1379 and encodes 392 amino acids. The transcript is spliced from 3 exons. NCBI's taxonomy places the organism in Eukaryota, Viridiplantae, Streptophyta, Magnoliopsida, Nymphaeales, Nymphaeaceae.